AUGUGUCUCCGGUUUCUAGUGAAAUAUAUAUUGUUCUUCGUGAAUUUUAUAUUCACACUUCUUGGCCUAGCUCUAAUAGGUCUUGGAGUAGCAGCCCUGUACCAGUUCCAGGAGGUAUUCGACACGGUGUUAACCCAGACAAACAUAGACAUCCAUUUCCUGCCUUAUGUUGUUAUUGGAGUGGGAGCAUUUAUAUUUUUAGUUUCAUUCUGCGGAUGUUGUGGGGCUAUUGUGGAAUCAAAGUGUUUACUUAUAACUUAUGCAGUUAUAAAUGGAAUAAUAGCCGCCGCCAAAAUUUACCUGGUCGUUGAAUUGUUAACACAAUAUUCUUAUAUAAGACUAACUGUUGAGAACUAUGUGGACCAGGCCUUCGAUGAUCCAACGUUAAAUCACACCUUCCAUGCUAUGGAAUACCUGUUACAAUGCUGCGGCACAACAGGCCCUGAAUCAUACAACAUUACGUUUCAAAACGUAUCGUACGUCCCACCAACUUGCUGCGGACGUGACAUAAACAUAGGUGAUCUAAUCAACAUCGGGGAGAACGAAAUUCCUGAGGGGGAUAUUUCAGAUUUGUGUACUUUGGAAGAGAGUUUCCAAGUCGGAUGUACUGCGACGUUGGGACAGUUGGUGGAAACUUGGACUCGGAACUUGGGUUACAUACUGAUUGUUGUAAUUGUUGUAGAGGUUGUGGCUCUGGUAUUCGCGUCGUAUUUGGCCAGUACUAUUAAAAUGAAAUAUUAA
Molecule: messenger RNA, 741 nt
Organism: Arctia plantaginis
Lineage: Eukaryota; Metazoa; Arthropoda; Insecta; Lepidoptera; Erebidae
Source: the annotation of a GenBank genome assembly